AUGAUUUCAUUAAAAGAGGUAAUCAUCAAUAACAAAAUCACAGAAAAGAAAUUGAAAGAGUUUGGUUUGGAUAUUUAUGAUCUAAACAGUUACGUAGAUGUCGGAACAUUUCCCAACCAGUCAACUUAUACCAAUGUUCCAAAUUUGGUUGCAAAAAAUGGCAAAACUUACAAUUUGACCAACAAAGAGCCUGAAAUACUUACAUCAAGUUCUCAAAUAUUAGAGUCUGAUUCUACAACUACAUUAAUGCUUUCAUCAUCACAAAAUAAACCAUUUAUUUAA
Lodderomyces pseudojiufengensis is the source of this 282-nucleotide messenger RNA. RefSeq lists its product as uncharacterized. The transcript has a single exon. The coding region runs from base 1 to 282 and encodes 93 amino acids. Lineage: Eukaryota; Fungi; Ascomycota; Pichiomycetes; Serinales; Debaryomycetaceae. The record is from RefSeq and is a predicted model, not a curated record.